AUGCAUUCUCUGGGUAGAUACGUCUGUGCUGUAGGCCAAGCUACCAAGACAGCGAGGUGUUUCUCAACCUCUGGUCGAGUUUUAAGUAAAGUCGCUCUUCUUGGCGCCAGCGGUGGAAUAGGACAGCCUACCGCCCUCCUCUUAAAGCAAAAUCCACUAAUUAAAUCACUAGCUUUGUAUGAUAUUGCCCAUUGUCCCGGUGUUGCUGCUGACUUGAGUCAUAUUGAAACCCCAGCCCAAGUCACUGCUCAUAAGGAUCCGUCAGAAUUGCCCGCUGCACUCCGAGGAAUGACUAGAGAUGACUUGUUCACAUUCAAUGCCUCCGUGAUUGCCGAACUGUCUCUGGCCUGCGCAAAACAUUGCCCAGAAGCAAUGAUCUGCGUGGUCACUAAUCCUGUCAACAGCACUGUCCCAAUUGCCGCCGAAAUGUUUAAAAGAUUGGGCGUUUAUAAUCCCAAGCGUCUGUUUGGCGUUACUACUUUGGAUAUCAUCCGAUCAAAUACUUUUAUUGCCCAAGCCAAGGGUCUAGAUGUGCGUAAAGUCAGUUGCCCUUGCAUCUGCGGACACUCCGGAAUAUCAAUAAUUCCCGUCUUUUCGCAGUGCAGGCCUGAAGUCUCCUUCCCACCGGCAAGUUCUUGCAUAUAUUUCUACAUAUUUGAGAGCUAG
Dibothriocephalus latus is the source of this 666-nucleotide messenger RNA. The record is from the annotation of a GenBank genome assembly. Lineage: Eukaryota; Metazoa; Platyhelminthes; Cestoda; Diphyllobothriidea; Diphyllobothriidae.